Messenger RNA from Fomitopsis serialis, 1376 nucleotides. RefSeq lists its product as uncharacterized. Gene Ontology annotation, molecular function: protein binding. The transcript is spliced from 5 exons. Bases 1 to 1032 code for a protein of 343 amino acids. The record is from RefSeq and is a predicted model, not a curated record. NCBI's taxonomy places the organism in Eukaryota, Fungi, Basidiomycota, Agaricomycetes, Polyporales, Fomitopsidaceae.
AUGUUGGGGUCGACGGGGCUUGCGGGUAUGUGUGGUGACGAACACGUAGGACGUCGCUUCAGAGCAGAGGCAUCGGCCUCAUUUGCUGUCCACAAGCUCGCUGCAGUGUCGUCGCAAUCUGAUUCGAGCACCGUCGACGCCACGCAGGUCGUACCCCCUACAACCGACGCACCAGCACCUUUCAAUAAACCCACCGCCGACCUCAUCCUCCGUUCGUCAGAUGGCAUGAACUUCCGCGUGCGGAAGGCCAUACUCGCAGAGGCAUCUCCCGUGUUCGAGGAUAUGUUCAUGCUCCCUACGCCGCAGGACCCUGCCGAGUCGCCCAACAACCUCCCCGUAGUCCCAAUGACGGAAGACAGUCGCACCCUGGAGGGGUUGUUGCGUCUGUGUUACCCCUUCAACGACAUGCCAUCGCAGACGUUGGACCAAACAUCUGCCAUGUUGAAUGCAGCAAAGAAGUACGCUAUGGAUGGCGCCCAGUACUUCCUAUAUCAAAAGCUAUUGUCCUUCGCCGAAACCUCACCGGUACAAGUUUACGUACUCUCUGUCCGCCACGAACUGCCGGAGGUGGCAAAAGCCGCCGCACAGGCGUUCCUUGCGUUGACCAUCCCAAACAACGAAUUGAGGAAAUUGGCAAACCUUCGACAUAUCAGCGCUUCUGCCCUCAUGUGCCUCAUCGAGUACCGCGAGCGCUGUGUUGUCGCUGCCACGGGCGUUUUUGACAACUACGCUUGGAUUGAUGGGAAUAGAUGGUGCUGGCUCGAGACAUUUAUAUGCUGCCAAUGUCAUGUGAGAUAUGAUACGUUUGGAAAUGGUGUAUCCAAACUCCCUCGAGUAUGGUGGGUACAAUUCAUGGGACGCUGUCGAGGCCUGGUGAAGACAAACCCCUGCAUAGCCGAGGCUCUCAAGGACGCCGGGAGCUGUGGCAGGUGUGCCUCUCGUGCCCCAGUUGAACUGGAUCAAUUUGUGGUUUGUCUCAUGGCUGAGGUAGACAAUGCGGUCGCACAGGUGGAAUUAGACAUGGAAUGGUAGUCACUGCAGACCCUGCCACGACCACCAGAUGACCGCUAUCGUGCAGGCCAGGCGGCUGGUUCGAUUGGUCUCCUUGCACCAUAUACAGUGCCCCGCUCAGCAGAUGACAUGAAGCCGUCAAGUUUGCUGGGGAUGUCACUUUCUGGACGUCAGACGAGUACUUAGGUGGUUUUCAACCACAACCGUCUGAUGUGUUUAUUAUCCCGGCGCUUAAAAUAUGUCUUCCCAAAAUGACCGUUUUUGCGUGUAGUAUGCAUCGAGGACACGGCUUCAAACGUAUACAAGGCUCAUAGACACCAGUCUGAAUGCAGCGGGAAGGUGCUAGGCACUCUGGCACGGGUGGG